Molecule: messenger RNA, 5003 nt
Organism: Hemiscyllium ocellatum (epaulette shark)
Lineage: Eukaryota; Metazoa; Chordata; Chondrichthyes; Orectolobiformes; Hemiscylliidae
Gene: rb1
Product: retinoblastoma 1
Exons: 27
Coding region: 129-2876 (915 amino acids)
Biological process (GO): cell differentiation; negative regulation of G1/S transition of mitotic cell cycle; regulation of transcription by RNA polymerase II
Cellular component (GO): Rb-E2F complex; nucleus; chromatin
Molecular function (GO): RNA polymerase II transcription regulatory region sequence-specific DNA binding
Source: RefSeq, a predicted model, not a curated record
UGUGGCGGCGGCGGCUGUUGGUUUGGAAUCUUGCGUCCUUUUAAACGUUGGAAAGCGGUGACCUCGAGCUCGAGUUUCAACGGUUGUUGCCCCCUCCACCGCCCACCUAUCCCAUUGUUCACCGCGUCAUGCCCCCCAAGCCGUUGAAGAGAACAGCCGCUAGUGGCUCUGAGGAGAGCCUCUCUCCGGCCAGACAUGACCACAAAGAUACAAACUUUGUCUUACUGUGCCAAAGCCUCAAAGUGGGCGAAAAUGUGAAGGAGAGGGCUUGGAAGAUUUGGGAGUCAGUAUCAGUGCUUUUAAAUGAUAGUAUUGUAUUGGCUGCCACACGAAAGUAUUUGGGUAUCUGCAUCUUCAUUGCAGCUGUAGACUUGAAUGCAGUUUCCUUCACUCUGACAGAUUUGCAGAAAACAUUAGAUCUGAAUGUGACUGAGUUUUUGCAGUUGCUGAAGAAAAUGGAUGUGAACUUGGACACUGUUAGCACUAAAGUAAAUUCACUGGUAUUGAAACUGGAGAAGAAGUGUCUUGUUUUCACUGCACUCUUUGAAAAAUUUAAGAGGAUAUGUGAAAAGAUAUUUGUGGAGGCACCAAAUAUCCAGGCAUCAUCUGAAACUAAUAAACCAGUGGUGAAAAUCUGCUGGAUCACAUUUCUACUGGCAACAGGAAAGCUGCUACAGAUGGAAGAUGAUCUUGUGCUCUCUUUCCAGUUGUUACUUUGUGUCUUGGAGUACUUUAUCAAGAUCUCACCCCCUACAAUGAUUAAGGAACCUUACAGAGCUGCUGCGAACAGUGUAAUUUCCAGUGGCCUGUCACGAUCUUCUAGACGAAGUCAGAUCAGAAUUACACAAACAGCCAAUUCAGUUGAAGUAGACGCCAGAGUUAUGGAAAUCCUUUGUAAGGAAAAUGAGUGCAAUGUGGAAGAGGUGAAAAAUAUCUAUUCGAAGAGCUUUCUUCCUUUUUUGGAUAAUCUUAAAAUACCCUGUUCUGGUGGGUUUCCUGAGAUUGAGUCACUUUCAAGACAAUAUGAAGAGCUUUACCAUAAGAACAAAGAUUUUGAUGGAAGAUUGUUCCUUGAGCAAGACAAAACUCUGCAAAUAGAUCCAGACCAAAGAUGUGAACUUGAGAGAACGCCAAAGAAGUGGCAGACUGAAGACAGUCACACAGUCAUUCCUCCCCAAACUCCUGUCAGGACCGCAAUGAACACCAUCCAGCAGUUACAGAUGAUUUUAAAUACAGCUGAUGACAAACCUUCAAAUACACUUAAAGCAUACUUUGAUAAUUGUACAGUGAACCCUACUAAUGAUAUUAUUAGUAGAGUGGAGAAUCUGGGUCAUAAGUUUCGGGAAAGCUUUGCUCAGGCUGUUGGAGAAGGAUGGGCUGAGAUCGGCUCUCAGCGAUAUAAGCUUGGUGUACGUUUGUAUUAUAGGGUUAUGGAAUCUAUGUUGAAAUCGGAAGAAGAACGUCUCUCUGUCCAAAAUUUUAGCAAGUUGUUGAAUGAUGCUACAUUUCAUGGAUCUCUACACGCCUGUGCUGUGGAGGUGGUCAUGACCACAUAUGGAACUACUUGGAACAUAACGUUGACGGGUGACAUUCAAGCAGAGACUGACCUCUCCUUCCCGUGGAUCCUUCGUGUGUUUGAUAUAAAGGCUUAUGAGUUUUAUAAGGUUAUUGAGAGUUUUAUUAAGGCAGAACCAAAUCUAACCAGAGAGAUGAUCAAGCACCUGGAAAGAUGUGAACAUAGGAUCAUGGAGUGUAUUGCCUGGCAGACUGAUUCACCUUUGUUUGACAUACUCCGACAACAAAAAGAACAGGAAGAUCAGCCAGAUCAGCCAGAACCCACUAGUUCUCUCAAACAACCAUUCCAGCAUAACCACACUGCCGCAGACCUUUAUUUGCAUCCAGAGAGAUCCCCGCAGAAAAAAGGGUCUUGUUCAGCCCAUGAAGUUCCCACACAGCAAGCAAAGAUUGAGACACCAUCUGCUGGCCAGCCUCAGCAUAAACCUCAGAAGUUUACCUCAGUUUCUCUCUUCUACAAAAAAUUAUAUCGAUUGGCAUAUCUUCGAUUGAACACCCUCUGCAACCAUCUUUGUCUGCCAUCUGACCAUCCUCCGCUCGAAGCUAUAAUAUGGACUCUGUUUCAACAUACCUUAGGAAAUGAAUAUGAACUCAUGCGAGACAGACACUUAGACCAGAUAAUGAUGUGCUCCAUGUAUGCCAUUUGCAAGGUGAAGAACAUAGACCUUAGGUUCAAGACGAUUGUUACUGCCUACAAGGAUUUGCCAAAUACAAGUCAAGAGACUUUUAAACACGUGCUGAUCAGAGAAGGGCAGUAUGAUUCCAUUAUAGGCUUCUACAACCUGGUGUUCAUGCAGAGGCUGAAAACCAAUAUCCUGCAGUACGCUUCAACACGUCCACCAACACUCUCUCCAAUACCUCAAGUUCCUCGCAGUACAUUUGGUUUUCCAAGUUCUCCACUGCGUGUGCCUGGUGGAAAUAACAUUUAUGUAUCUCCAUUGAAAAGUCCAUACAAAAGUGACGGACUACUGUCCCCAACAAAACUGACUCCAAGAACACGGAUAUUAGUGUCUAUUGGGGAACCAUUUGGGUCACCAGAAAAAUUCCAAAAGAUCAAUCAGUUAGUGAGUUCCAGUGAUCGUCACCUGAAGAGGGCUGGAGAUGCAGGGAGUCUGCCAAAACCUCUCAAAAGGCUUCGCUUUGAUAUGGAUGGUCAAGAUGAGACGGACGGCAGCAAGCACUUGUCUGGGGAGUCCAAACUACUGCAGCAAAAGAUUGCUGAAAUGACAUCCACGAGGAAUAAGAUGCAAGAACAGAAGCUGAAAGAUGGAAAUGGUGGUAUGAAGAGGGAGGAAAGUUGAGUCCCUCAUCUAUCUCUGUAAUGUAUCUCCAGUGCAUAUGAGCAGAAUCUUCUUCAUGGUUGAUUUGCAUUCAUUCUUCCUUCCCAGAUUUUUUUUUACAUAUGGAGUUUAUUUCCUUUUACAAUCUCCAGUUAAUUAGUUUAAGUCAUUUUAGAGAAUUGUUUUGCUAAACACUAAGGCCAUAUUUUCCUCUGACUGUGAAGCUUUAUAAAAUGUUUGACUAAGUAAUAGAACAGGCCUGAUGAAAGAAGGUAUCUUGCUUUUCUGCUGAUUUUUACCACUACUAAGUGUUUCCAAAAAUGACCACUGAAGAAAUCUGAAUCUAUAGCCUCAACCAAGGGCCAUUCAGCAGACCAGAUCUGCACUGAGUAUAUUAGCUAAUCCUCAACAACAAUCCUCAAUCUUCAGCUCCAUUCACCCAUGCUUCCUUUUUCUGGCAUUUCUAAUGUGAUUUGCAUUAGUCUGCUUGUUUUAGUAUAACAUUAUUUGUUUCACGCUCAUUAUUUAAUGCAGGAACUUUUAGCAUUGCAACUUCCAUUUUUGAAUUCAAUACUUCAAUAUGUCCUUUAUUUGUAUAUAAAUACAUGGUGAUACUCUGUCCAAAUUGCAGAUCUCCUGCUGGGUCCUUGGACUUGAUUCUGUGAACAGCUACACUUUUGUAUCUAGCUGUAAAUUGAGCCUGCUCUAUUCGAAAUAAGCUUUGCAUAUAUUAAACAUGUUCAUGUGGAUCAUGUAUCAUAAUCAGUGCAGUGUAAUAUGUUUUGAGUAAUGUACAAUUAGAUGCACAGAAUGUUUGUCAGUUCCACUGUUUAAAUGCCAAGUAAGAUCUAGAAGAUGGUUGGAGUUGUAUUCAUGUUGGUAAUUUUUACAAGUUCUAAUAUCAGUUCCAUAUUAAAUGUCUGUCAUCUUGAUUGGUCUUUUUUAAAAAAUGAAAUGAAGGCAAUUAACACUUCAUUGAGGAGGAGAAUAUGGCCUUAAAUAUGUAGCAUUUGCACAAAAUAUGUGCAAUUUCAAUUUUAUUAAUGUUUUAUUUAUGUCUAAAAUUUUACUUUUACAAACUAGAAAUAAGUUUGUCUUUAGUUGAAUUGUCUUCAAACAAAUGUUCCUGUCAAUUUUGGUUCUAGUGUUGAUGUAAAUGUAAGUUUGCAAUAAGUCAUAUGAAAAAAAUCUGGCCUUUAUAUGACACUUCACAAUUUUAGGCUGUCCAAAAGCAGAUUACAUCCAAUGUACUGUAUAAUUUAAUGCAGGAAAUAUUGCAUAUAGCAAAAUCUUACCAACAGCAAUUAUAACAUUGAUCAUCUUCAGUUAUUAUGUUGGUUUGAGGGAUCAAUUUUGGCUAGGACACAAGGAGAAGUUUCUGAUCAUCUCCUCUGAAUAGGACAAUGAGAUCUUUUCCCUUCACCUGAGAGGACAGUCAGAAACUCUGACUUCAUUCAGUACUUGAGUAAGCACUGCAUAGUGCCAGACUAGCUUAUAUGCUGAAGUCUGUGGAGUGGGUCUUGAACUGGCAGUGUUCUAGCCCAAAUGUAAGAAAAAUCCUAGCCCAAUGUCAAGGCUUCUAUCUUUAAGUAUAAAUGAUUUGGCAAACUGCACUAUUGAUUUUGAUUUGUGCAUUGAAACAGUACCUAAUGUUCUUCAGAAAUAUAAACUGAUGCACUAUUUAAUUUUGCAGAGGUUAUUAUCAGCAUUAUGAAUGAAGGCGUGAAUAUUAAGCCAUUUUCUGGAACUUUGGCUUUUUUUUUACCUCAGACGUACACAACAGCCUUCACAACUGAAAUGCUGACUACUAAAUCAAAGCCUUGAAGGUCUCAAACAUUUUGAUGAACAAAUUAUGAAGUAUGAUCUGUGCUGUAUUUACAGUAAAUAGUUAAACUGCCCUAUAGACAGGCAUUAUGAAUAAUACUAACACUUAUUUGGGAUAACUGUAUUAAUGUUGGAUUGUUCGUGAUAGUUGCCUGAGAAGUUGGAAACUGUUCCUAUCUACAAAAAGCUCAAUAACAUGAAGAUAUCAGUAUUCAUUGAAUUUAAAUAGUUAAUAAAUGGAUUAAACAUCUUUCCAUCUGAGUAAAAAGGUACAGGUCUGUACUUGUUAUUUGUUCAAAAGCAAUCUAUUUGACUGCACAUUAU